This is a messenger RNA of Entrophospora candida, 168 nucleotides long. The record is from the annotation of a GenBank genome assembly. Lineage: Eukaryota; Fungi; Glomeromycota; Glomeromycetes; Entrophosporales; Entrophosporaceae.
AUGCAAAAUGAACUAAUUCUUAAUCGUAAAACCUUCAACGAAAACGAAGAUGGUAACACUCCUAAAGAUGAUGUUGAAAGUGAAGAUACUAACGAGAAGUUAAAAGAAAAAGUACCGGAACGCAUGGAAAUAGAACCUAUUGAUAAUGAAGAAGGUUUAUCAUCAUAA